Molecule: messenger RNA, 860 nt
Organism: Silurus meridionalis
Lineage: Eukaryota; Metazoa; Chordata; Actinopteri; Siluriformes; Siluridae
Gene: mrps25
Product: mitochondrial ribosomal protein S25
Exons: 4
Coding region: 109-630 (173 amino acids)
Cellular component (GO): mitochondrion
Molecular function (GO): structural constituent of ribosome
Source: RefSeq, a predicted model, not a curated record
AGAGUUUUUUCUUCCUACAGUAAAUACGGAGCAGGGCGAGAAGAACAUGAGCUGGUGCUGAGAAUAAUAUCUUUUUACAUCAGUGUGUCAGUUUAACUAUAUUUAACCAUGCCGAUGAAAGGAAGUUUCCCCAUACGGAGGACAUUAGAAUAUCUACAGAAAGGAGAGGUGGUGUUCAAAAACACGGUGAAAAUCAUGACCGUGAAUUACAACACGUGUGGAGAAUUGAGUGAAGGCGCAAGAAAAUUUGUGUUCUUCUCCGUGCCACAAAUCCAGUACAAAAAUCCUUGGGUGCAAAUAAUGAUGUUCAAAAAUAUGACCCCUUCACCUUUUCUCCGAUUUUACCUGGAAGAUGGAGAGCAGGUAUUGGUGGAUGUAGAAGGAAAAGACUAUAAAGAAAUAACCCAGCAUGCCAAGAAGAUCCUGGGCAAAUCAGAUAAAGUUUUGCAAGCAGAGGCAUUAGCCAAGAUGGAGUCCUCAAACCCUGCAAACUUCGGGCCCAAAAAAUACUUCUUGCGUGAGUGUAUAAGUGAAGUGGAAGGUCAGGUUCCUCACCCAGGACUCGUGCCCUUGCCAAAAGAGAUGACUGGCAAAUACAGAACCAAAAUGGCAGCAAGCUCUGAGGACUAACUCAAGCCACAGGAAAAGUUGAGGAUUUUAUCAUCUUUCCAUCCACACACAGAUCUUCUGCCUAAACGGACUGCAUCAGUAUGUGUGUCAAUUCUUUUGCUGUACUGUGGAAUUAACAGUUAAGAGCUGUAGUGUAUAUUUCAAUUGUAAAUUCUUGGAUUACUACUUGGUCUUCACGAAGACUUGGUGAUGAAUGAAUGACACCACAGUAAAGAUUCGUUUUGACCUUA